Lactuca virosa is the source of this 756-nucleotide messenger RNA. The record is from the annotation of a GenBank genome assembly. NCBI's taxonomy places the organism in Eukaryota, Viridiplantae, Streptophyta, Magnoliopsida, Asterales, Asteraceae.
AUGUAUUGUGGAAAUUUCGAUGAUUUUGAAAGUGGGUAUGAACAACGUCGCAAAGAAAUGAAUAAAAAAUUUGAAACUUAUGACAAACAAGUCAAAGCUGCUAAAAGAGAUGGGAACCAAAAGCAACAAGAGAAAGUCAAAGAAAAUGUGAAGUUUGUAGUCAAAGAAGCGAAAAAGAAAUCAAAAGGGAAAGUGGAUGAAGAUGAAGAAAUCCCAAAAGCCCGACAGAAAUGGAGAUAUUACACAGUCGAGUUUCAUUUUCCCGAACCCACCAAGUUAACUCAACCAUUGUUACAACUAAUUGAUGUUAGUUUUAGUUAUCCGGAAAGAGACGAUUUUCGAUUAUCUGAUGUGGAUGUUGGGAUUGAUAUGGGGACACGUGUCGUUAUUGUAGGCCCUAAUGGUGCUGGAAAGUCAACUUUACUAAACUUACUUGCAGGUGAUUUGAAUCUGACUGAAGGUGAACUGAGGAGAAGUCAGAAGCUAAGAAUUGAGAGAUACUCGCAACAUUUUGUUGACUUGUUGACCAUGGGUGAAACCCUGGUUCAGUAUCUACUCCGGUUACAUCCGGAACAAGAUGGGUUUAGCAAGCAAGAAGCGGUUAGUGCUAAACUUGGUAAAUUUGGGUUGCCAAGUCAUAAUCAUCUGACACCAAUUGCUAAAUUGUCAGGGGAAAAAAAGCGCGUGUUGUUUUUACAUCGAUAUCGAUGUCGAAACCGCAUACUUUGUUGCUUGAUGAGCCCACAAAUCAUUUGA